This is a messenger RNA of Carassius carassius (crucian carp), 1450 nucleotides long. RefSeq names its product basic helix-loop-helix transcription factor scleraxis-like. The record is from RefSeq and is a predicted model, not a curated record. Gene Ontology annotation, biological process: developmental process; regulation of transcription by RNA polymerase II. Lineage: Eukaryota; Metazoa; Chordata; Actinopteri; Cypriniformes; Cyprinidae. Gene Ontology annotation, molecular function: DNA-binding transcription factor activity, RNA polymerase II-specific; protein dimerization activity; RNA polymerase II transcription regulatory region sequence-specific DNA binding. The transcript is spliced from 2 exons. Bases 27 to 629 code for a protein of 200 amino acids.
UCCAGGGGUCCUGUAAGGUGCUGAGUAUGUCUUUUGCAGUGGUGCGACCAACCCCAAGUCAUUUCUUGUGCUCUGAGAUCAGCAUGCACUCCGAGGAUGAUGACAACGGCAGUGAGGGUUCUGGAUCUGAUGACAAGUCCUUCCGAAUGGCUGGCCACGGCUAUGGCGCAUUUAAGUUGGGUGCUCGAAAAAAGAGAUACAGCUGCCGACCUGUAGCAGCUCCCAGCGAGCUCCGUUCUCAGAUCGUGGAGAUACACCAGCGGAACGCCGCGAACGCCCGAGAGCGGGAUCGCACGAACAGUGUGAACACGGCGUUCACUGCUCUGAGGACACUCAUACCUACCGAACCAGCUGACAGGAAGCUGUCUAAGAUUGAGACGCUGAGGUUGGCCUCCAGCUACAUCUCACACCUGGGGAAUGUGCUGCUGGUUGGAGAGGAGUGUGGAGAUAGCCAACCUUGCCUUAGGAGCUCGGGAGCCUUGUAUCAUCACCUCCACAAUCUUCCAAAGAGCUUGACACCCAGCUCAGACUCAGAAAACUCACAGCCCAAACAGAUCUGCACAUUCUGCCUUAGUAACCAGAGACGACUGAACAAAGACAGAGAAAGAAAAACUGCAUUAAGAAGUUAAUGAGGAGGAGAAGAGAGAGUAAAAGAGCAUUUCCAUCACAUCUGCCUGAAGGAGCGCGCCGGAGCGUACUAAAAAUUUAGUGUAAAUUUGCUGUAAAUAAGCUGUUUAAUUGAAUGCAACACUUCUUAACCAAGUUACAACUUUCUGGUGGAUGGCGUCAUAAUGGACAACUACACUGCAUUCCACACUUCCAUAUUUAGAAGCCAAAAACUAUGUGAAUUUCAUCAUAACCUCUUUUUUGUUUUAUAUAGAGGUGAUAUACUUUUAUACAUAAGUGGUAAGAAUGAAGAGGAUGAUUUGUAAUUUAAAAACAGCGAAUGAAAGAAAAAAUGAAAGAAAAAAGUGACUUGCUUGCUAACCAGCAAAGAAUCUGUUUGUGUUCUUUUGAGUUUGUCUAUGAUGCAUAUAUUUUGUAUGCACUACACUGAACUUUAUUUACAAAUGUCAAAACAUAGGCUUUUUCCCUAUCAGAACACAUUCCUACAGUACGAUCAAACAUUCAUGUCAAGGAGUUGUUUGUUAUUAUGCAACAAUUAUUGUUAUUUUUAUUUAUUUAUGCCAAUUAAAAUUUCAAAACAUUGUUUAAACCAAAUUAUGUAUAUGUCAGGGUUGAAAAAUCUUGAGUUCGAGGGCUUAAAUGAAGUCAGACAGACUGUGAGAGGUCUGCAAGAGUAAUUGAGAAAGAGAUUGAAAGAUGAACGGGAAGGGAGUCAGUAGUAAGUUGGAUUCUGUAAAUUCAGUCUUGAUGAGAUCUGCAGGUAGAUUGAGUUUGGGAGACAGUGUCCUCUACUUUACCUCUGCCCACAAGCUCUUACUCACAU